Ilex paraguariensis (yerba mate) is the source of this 702-nucleotide messenger RNA. The record is from the annotation of a GenBank genome assembly. NCBI's taxonomy places the organism in Eukaryota, Viridiplantae, Streptophyta, Magnoliopsida, Aquifoliales, Aquifoliaceae.
AUGGCCGAUCACUUUGGGGCGGCUGAAAUCCCUCGUUCCGGGUCACCGGAGAAGCAUGUCAGUGUAGCUGAAGGACAAGAAGAAGUGAAUGAUUGUCCAAUUGAGCAAGUAAGGCUAACAGUUCCGAUCACCGACGAUCCAUUGGUGCCGGUUCUAACGUUUCGGACAUGGGUUCUUGGGAUGACAUCAUGUGCCAUUUUAGCCUUCCUGAAUCAGUUUUUCGGGUAUCGGCAGAAUCAGCUAUACAUUUCAUCAAUAUCAGCACAGAUUAUCACUCUUCCUUUAGGAAGGUUGAUGGCAGCCACACUUCCAACUGCUCAGAUUCGUGUUCCAUUUACAAAGUUGUCGUUUUCGCUCAAUCCUGGACCGUUCAAUCUGAAAGAGCAUGUCUUGAUCACCAUAUUUGCCAAUGCUGGAUCAAACAGUGUUUAUGCUGUGAAUAUUAUUACCAUUGUCAAGGCUUUCUAUCAUAGGGACCUCCAUCCUUUGGCUGCUUAUUUGCUCUCCCAGACUACUCAGGUAUAUCAUAUUCCACGAAGCACGGAUAUUUUGAUAAAGUCAAUGUAUCCGUAUCGGAUACAAUAUUCAUCGGAUACUCAAUCGUAUAUGUCGGAUACACAUCAAACGUAUCCAAUAAUAAAUAAAAUAUAUGAAUACUUCACGGAUAUUUUAGUACGUGUAAUUUUUUGUUUUACUCUUUAA